Trichogramma pretiosum is the source of this 1532-nucleotide messenger RNA. RefSeq lists its product as uncharacterized. The transcript is spliced from 2 exons. The record is from RefSeq and is a predicted model, not a curated record. The coding region runs from base 80 to 1522 and encodes 480 amino acids. Lineage: Eukaryota; Metazoa; Arthropoda; Insecta; Hymenoptera; Trichogrammatidae.
CGAACCGGUAACAUCAUACGCGCUCACGCGUGUAUAGGAAACGCUACCGACAAGCUGCUGUCAGCCGUGAUCCACCAACAUGAAGUUUCAUCAAAUAGUUGCCGUGCAGAUUUUGAUUGGUAUCCUAAUUUGCUGUUCAAUAGCUGCACCGAAUCGUGAAUAUAAAGAAGAUACAACAUUAAAAAAGAAAAAUUCAGCUGCUGCAAUAUUUACUGAUUUAAAUCAAAAAAAUGCACCAGAUAAAAUAGAAACGAAUCUUGAUUUUCCUCGGUUAUCAUUUAAUAUUUUCUCAGAUUUUGUUAAUGACCAUGUUCCUUAUACAACUGAUGAUAAAGUAAAAAGAGCUGUUGUAAAUAAUCUUGGUUACGGCUCUCAAAGUAACAACUUUUUUCCUCAUAAAAAAUAUUAUUUUUUACCUCCUGCGAAGAUCAGUACUUCCACGCACUUUUCACCAACAAUAACUAAGCUUGCAUCUUUAUCAGACCAUUAUCAAAUAAAUGAUGUUGACGAAUUACUCAAAGAGGUGGAUAAGUUAUAUGAUGUUUCUCAAAAAUCAGGAUAUUUCUCAUCAAAUGUAUCUUCACAAAACUACACACAAAUUAAAUUUCAAUCUAUUGAAACUCCCAAAUCUAACACAGAGACACUGAGUACUUAUAAGAGCCCAAUAAGUAGUCAAUACUUCUUUUCUAUACAUCCGAUUGCAACAAAUUUCAACCUAAAAUCAACAGAGUUUUAUGAAAAGGAUCAUAAUGAAAACAAUCAACAAUAUUAUGCAAGGACUAAGAAUGUUGGUUCUAGUUUAAAAAAUCAAAGGGACUUGAAUAUUGAAAAGUAUCCAAACACUAAAUUUGAAAAUGAAAUUAGGUCAAUUCAAAAGAUGAUACAGAAGUAUAACGACGAAAAGUCAACGAGUAUCCAACCAAUAUCUUAUGUCCAUUCUUAUGCUGAAUUUGUUGAAUUUCCAAAAGUUAAACCAUCUUUAAAUAAUAUUCCUACAAAACAACAUAAUAAGCAAACAACUUUUUCCGAAGAAGAUUUCUAUAGCACACAAGAAAAAUUAUUAUCAGUAAAGCCAGUUCAGUUCCCAAUAGCUGAAGAUAAUGAUUUUAAUAAAAAUGCGCGAGUCCAACUAGAUAUAGUUUCCCCAAAAAUAUUGAUAAAUUCCAGUAGAAAUAAAAUAAUCGCAUCAGAUCUAAUUAGAGAUUCAAAAGAAAAAAAAAUUAAUGACAGCAAUUUGAUUAAUAUAGUGCGAUCUUUUUUGAAUCAUCGUUAUAAUACUGAUCAGUGGCUUAAUUUAAAAUCGUCUGCAACUCAAUCUGUUCUUGACUAUAUAGGUAGCAAAUCAUUCACACAAAAAGAAAAAACAUCAUCUAAAUUAACUCCAGAGUUGAAUUAUCAAAUUUCUGAGGCUGACAAUAAUCCCCACACAUUACUAAUCUAUAAUAAGAAUCCCUCAUUAAUUCCUGAAAUUGAACCUAUGUAUGAAAGAAUUACCAAUGAAAAUGUAAACAUGCAACGAUAAAUUAGAUAUU